AUGUCAAAGCACGUUGGCAUCAUUGGCGCUGGCCUGUCCGGCCUCCGCUGCGCCGAUAUCCUCAUUCAAAACGGGGCCCGAGUAACAAUCCUAGAAGCAAGAGAUCGCAUUGGCGGCAGGGUGCACCGAUCAUCGGUUGGGAACCAUGUGGUGGAUCUAGGUCCCAAUUGGAUACAUGGCGCCGGAGAAAAUCCUAUCAUGAACAUCGCGGAAGCGACGGGCACGACUAUGUUUGACCCCGAGGGUGGUCAACAUGUUGCGUUUGCCCCGGAUGGCCAGCCUAUUCAUGACGAUAUCAAUUCCAAAGUCCAGGACUUUGUGUGGACGACCAUCUCAGAGGCGUUUGAAUACAGUAAUCGUCAUGGAAACAGUAUUCCCGCUGAAAAGAGUCUGCUUGACUUUUUCCGAGAGCGAGUUCAACAAACAGACUUCUCGACUGAAGAGAAGAACCUCUGCCUGGAUGCUUGUAAGCUCUGGGGCACCUAUGUCGGCGACCAGGUCGACAGGCAAAGUUUGAGAUUCUUCCGCUUGGAAGAAUGCGUUGAUGGAAGCAACUUCGUCGUAGCAUCCACAUACAAGCGCAUCCUAGAACACAUUUCCAAGACAGCCAGCGCAAAAGCCAACAUCCAACUCAACGAGCCAGUCACAAGCAUCAACGCCCCUCCUCGCACACCAAACCAACACCACCAAAUCACCGUAACAACCACCGCAACAACCUACAACUUCGACGAAGUAGUAGUAACCUGCCCACUAGGCUGGCUGAAACAAAACACCACCGCAUUCUCUCCAGCCCUCCCACCACGUCUCCUGUCAGCAAUCACCAACAUCUCAUACGGCAGAUUGGAAAAAGUCUACGUGACCUUCCCCCGCGCCUUCUGGCACAAUGUGCCAACAUCCACUUCCACUUCCACUUCCACUUCAACCCAGACCUCAACUUCAACCGUCUUCGCCCAAUUCCUCGAACCAACCUACGCCCCUCACCCACCGCACAUAGAAUGGACCCAAGAAUGUCUCUCCUUCGCAGCCCUACCAUCCCCACACGCCCAUCCAACCCUCCUCUUCUACACAUACGGCGAAAGCGGCGCUGAAAUCAUCAAUUCAAUCCACCAUCUAUCCGCCGACUCGCCAGAAUAUAAGAAUAUUCUAACGAAGACGCUGCAGCCAUUCUACGCGCGACUACCGGGGUACGACGCUGAGUCCGCGGACUGUGUGCCGACGGCGUUUCUGGCGACGCAGUGGCAGAAAGAUGAGUAUGCGGGGAAUGGGUCUUACUGUAAUUUCCAGGCUGGGGUUGUGGAGGCGGAUAGGGAUAUUGAGGUUUUGAGGGAUGGGGAUGGGAUUGGGUUGUUGAGGGGUUUGUGGUUUGCUGGUGAGCAUACGGCGCCCUUUGAAGCGUUGGGGACGACUACGGGGGCGUAUUGGAGUGGGGAGAGGGUUGCGAGGUUGAUUUGUAGGGAUGGGCGGGAUGAUUCUUUUGCCCUCUGGGGGUCUGUGAGGGGUCUUAUUCUCCUUGCUUGA
Penicillium brevicompactum is the source of this 1518-nucleotide messenger RNA. RefSeq names its product flavin monoamine oxidase family protein. Lineage: Eukaryota; Fungi; Ascomycota; Eurotiomycetes; Eurotiales; Aspergillaceae. The record is from RefSeq and is a predicted model, not a curated record. Gene Ontology annotation, molecular function: oxidoreductase activity. The transcript has 4 exons. Bases 1 to 1518 code for a protein of 505 amino acids.